AUGUCAGAAGAAGAUUACGACCACUCGCCCGAUUUCUUGGACGAUCACGAGAAUGGUACCAAGCCCGGCCGCAAGCCGAUCCUCACGGAGCCAAAGAACAAACGAACGGCGCAGAACCGUGCCGCCCAGAGAGCGUUCAGAGAGCGCAAGGAACGCAAGUUGAAGGAACUAGAGGACACAGUGGACCUCUUGGAGAGCGAAAAGAUCGCUGCCGUCACGGAAUCGGAGUUUUUGAAGAAGCAGGUCGAGAUGUUGAUGUCGGAGCUCAAUCGCUACAGAAACGACGGCCCCGAAGUGAGUCCACUCACCCCGGGUAUUUUGGGCGUCCAUGCCGGCAAAACACCGGCUCCGCCACAAGAGUUCGCCUUCGAGUUCCCAUGGUCCCUCAAGGCGCAGCAGGUUGCGGAGUCUGUGAGCACGAGUAGCCGCAGCGACGGCGACAAGACGGGUUCCACAUCGAUUUCCUCGUACUCCUCGCCCGAUGACGUUGCCGACCGCCGCUCUUCCAACACGUCCCAUCUGCAAGGCGCCAAGUACAAGCAACAGGAGCAGACAUUUGACUUCAACCAGAACUUUGACGAACAGGUGAACGGGUUCUGCGGGCAGUUGAACACUGCCUGUGGGACUAAGGAGAACCCUAUUCCCCAGAGUUGUGGGAGCCAAGGAUCAGGCACUUUAUCGCAGAUCAAUGAGAAUUCUAACUCGCUCAGCUUGGAUGACCCGUUGCUCGCGUCGUUCCUCAAUGACGCCACGUCCGGAUUCCCUAGUGUCAGCUACGACACCUCGUUGAAUAUCUUUGAUGACAUCACAGGCGGUAACGAUCCAUUGGCCAACUUGGUGUCAGAGGAGAGUGCAUACGAUCCGUUGGGUAUGUCUCGUUUCACCACCCAGUUCAUGUCUCCUCCGGUGGGCGUACUCACGCCGCCAGGCUUGCCGUUCAGCAACCCAGCCCAAGUGAGUACACCACCUACCGAGGCUGUCAAAGUUGAGGUGGGUACUCCAUUCGAGUCAUAUCUCGAUAUGGACCAUAACGAAAUAGUGCCGUCCAAGGACGAUCAACUCAUGAAGUGUUCAGAAAUAUGGGAUAGAAUCACCUCGCAUCCAAAAUACACCGAGUUGGAUAUCGAUGGGUUGUGUUACGAGUUGAAGAAUAAGGCCAAGUGUUCCGAAAAGGGUGCGGUGGUUGACCACGACGACGUGCAAAAGAUCUUAGAUCGUGCUGUCGCCUCGGCAGUUUCUGCGAAAGAGGAGGACCAGGGUAAUGUGUGGUAGCCCGUCCUUGUUUACGUUAUGAUUGCUAUGCCAUUUUUCUGGGGGUCUCCAUGUUCUUGUAUUUAAUCUAAUUUUUGGUUUUUUAUGUACUGCCAAUACUAUGCUGCAAAAAGUUAUAAAGGUAGAUGGGGGCAAUGCUGAAGGUGUGACCAGGCGACAUUGGCGAAGAACGGAGUAUACGGGAGAGCAAGCAAUGUUUAGAUUGCAUCCCGGUAUACUGAAACUCGGAAGGAUCCAAACAUGAACUUAGAGGUCUGGCUGGUAUACGCAUACACUGUUUUGUCAACUCUGGCGUAACUGACAACUUCGAGGAAUUGUGUUUGGAUAAACAUGACACUGAAGUAGCCAUAGCAUGCACUUAAUUAUCCGAUGCCACUUGGCCAUAUCAAUCGGACGGAUAUUACUGAUUGCUCGCAUGGCAUUAGGAAUAUCUGGAAUUGUAUCUCGUGUUUGGUAUUGUGUACCUAUUUCGUCUUGGUUGUGAGUUAAGCCGGAGAAAC
Messenger RNA from Babjeviella inositovora NRRL Y-12698, 1772 nucleotides. It is a transcript of the gene CAP1, whose product is annotated as DNA-binding transcription factor. Gene Ontology annotation, molecular function: transcription cis-regulatory region binding; DNA-binding transcription activator activity, RNA polymerase II-specific. Gene Ontology annotation, cellular component: RNA polymerase II transcription regulator complex. Bases 1 to 1272 code for a protein of 423 amino acids. The transcript is spliced from 2 exons. NCBI's taxonomy places the organism in Eukaryota, Fungi, Ascomycota, Pichiomycetes, Serinales. The record is from RefSeq and is a predicted model, not a curated record.